AUGGCCUCGUCCGAUUCAACCCUACCAGGGAUACCAAGCAAAUGGAUGCAAGCAGCCCUGAGAGAAAAGGUAGAGAAUAAGACAAUCCAUGAGAUUGAUCUUAGUUCAGCUUCGUCUAUACAAGAGGAGCAGUACUUGAUGCUUCGUGUCCUGUGGAAAUCGCAACUGUAUUACACGCUGAAUCUAGCAAAGUUUGGUCUAGACGAAUGGGCUAAGAAGGCAGCUAGCAUGUUAGAAGAAUACCUCUCAUGGACAGACUACCUUGCAAGCUUCUCUAGUGACUUGAAGGAGGGAACAUUUGCCCUUCCUCGGUUCUAUCAAAAACAGGCCGCUCACAUCCCAAUGAAUGCUACGUUUCGGCCCAAUGUCACAGUCAGUCCGCCUCGCAGAAGCACUCGGCUGAAAGAUCUAGCGACAGGCAUCAAGAAGCUUUCAUUCGAUGCACCCAACGAGCCACCAGUUACGCCCAGAGCUCAGUCGCCCGUCGAGUUCAAUGAUACCCCAGCGGAGGGCAGUGCCACUAAGGAAACACCUCCCUGGGAACGGUCACAUGGGCCCCAAGAGCUUCUAGACCUCAACUACCCAAAGACUAAAGAUGAGCAAAUCGUGAAUACAGCUUUGAUAGAUUUUCUCAAUGCGUUCGUUAUCCAUCGUAACUUCGGAUCUUAUUGGACGCUGCAUCGGAAACCUUUCGUGGCCAGUUUCAGACAUGGGUCCUUUGAAGCUCGCACGGACGGGUGUCUCGAAGGCGGAGAUUCGGAAAGUUUGAAGACAUAUGCAAUUGUGGAGGUAAAGCCAAUGUUAAGGCGAAAUCAAUUAGCACGCAUUGCAAUGCAGGAGGCAGCCGAAAUGGUUGCCUGGAUCAAAGCUGAGCCUGACCCUACUGGCUUCGUAAGCAGCUGUGGCAGUCGUAUUUUGGUCUCCCAAGAUCGACAUGAGAUCUACCUCACCUUUGCCGAGUAUGGUGAGAAUUAUGUCAGGUAUUUAAACAACACACAGGGCAAUGAUGAAGCACCUGGCUUUCUAACAAUGCACGGAUUCGGGCCUUGGGAUACUGGCAGAGUUGGGGAUAUGGAAGAUCUAGGUCGGAUCUUGCUCGCAAUUGCUUUGAGGGCUGAGAGAGGCGAUCUGGCACCUAAAGAGUGA
This is a messenger RNA of Aspergillus bombycis, 1146 nucleotides long. RefSeq lists its product as uncharacterized. The transcript has 2 exons. NCBI's taxonomy places the organism in Eukaryota, Fungi, Ascomycota, Eurotiomycetes, Eurotiales, Aspergillaceae. The record is from RefSeq and is a predicted model, not a curated record. Bases 1 to 1146 code for a protein of 381 amino acids.